This is a messenger RNA of Chelonus insularis, 3322 nucleotides long. RefSeq names its product Vesicular acetylcholine transporter (gene VAChT). Gene Ontology annotation, cellular component: AP-2 adaptor complex; membrane; terminal bouton. Gene Ontology annotation, molecular function: acetylcholine transmembrane transporter activity; xenobiotic transmembrane transporter activity. Gene Ontology annotation, biological process: transmembrane transport; xenobiotic transport; chemical synaptic transmission. The transcript has 2 exons. The record is from RefSeq and is a predicted model, not a curated record. The coding region runs from base 318 to 2093 and encodes 591 amino acids. NCBI's taxonomy places the organism in Eukaryota, Metazoa, Arthropoda, Insecta, Hymenoptera, Braconidae.
CGGCAAACGACUCAAGGGAUAACGAAGGCAAUAGCGAUAUAACAUCCACCCUGAGUGGUUUGCUAGCAGGACUUCCGGCGUUGCCGGGGCCCCAACGUUUCGCUAAUACGUUCAGACAGAAAUUUAACACCAAUUCUGGUUAUCCCCGGCCCGGCCUGAUGCGCACAGUGAUUGCAAGCACAGCUCAACUAAAUCUCAUUUCGGACUCACUGAGUCCAUUUUAAACAAAAGACUCAACGAUCCUUUGCCAAGUAAAGUGUUGGUGUUUUUGUGACAACUGAUAAUUAUUGUACCAACUUCAUUAAUUAUCAAUCAUCAUGAGUUCGGUGAGUUCAUUCAAGAUACCUGUCAUCAACUUGGAGGUGGGAGAAGUCAAAGAUAUAGUAUGGGAAAAGCUCCAGGAACCAAAAUCACAACGCAAACUAAUUCUAGUUAUUGUAUCAGUGGCAUUAUUAUUGGACAACAUGUUAUACAUGGUGAUCGUGCCUAUAAUUCCUGACUACUUGAAAGAUAUUGAAGCCUUUAGUAAUCCAGAUCCAUCUCCAAAUGGAACUCUCACUCCAAAAGGUCAUCAUGGUCAGGAUUCGGCCACUGGAAUUCUCUUUGCAUCGAAAGCCAUCGUUCAACUGAUGGUGAAUCCAUUUUCUGGAGCAUUAAUUGACAGAAUAGGAUAUGACAUUCCAAUGAUGAUUGGAUUGUGUAUCAUGUUUCUAUCAACAGCAGUGUUUGCCUGCGGUCGUAGCUACAGUGUUCUAUUCUUUGCUAGAAGUUUACAAGGCGUCGGAUCAGCGUUUGCUGAUACAUCAGGAUUAGCUAUGAUUGCAGAUCGUUUUACUGAAGAGUCUGAACGAUCAAAAGCACUUGGUAUUGCUCUGGCAUUUAUCAGUUUCGGAUGUCUUGUAGCUCCACCAUUCGGUGGUGCACUCUAUCAGUUUGCUGGUAAAGAAGUGCCAUUUUUAAUCCUGGCUUUUAUCAGUUUAGCUGAUGGAUUUAUGUUAUUAUUGGUCAUGAAACCAGCGAAAGAACAACUUAAAGAAAGCAGAGCUCAUCCUCAUGGAAGCACUGUUCCCAUCUGGCGGCUCUUCAUGGAUCCAUACAUUGCAGUGUGUGCUGGUGCUUUGAUGAUGUCCAAUGUAGCAUUAGCUUUUUUGGAGCCAACUAUUUCAUUAUGGAUGGAAGAAAAUAUAACAACAGACAAUUGGAAAAUGGGAAUGAUUUGGUUACCUGCAUUUUUCCCCCACGUCUUUGGUGUGAUGAUUACAGUAAAAAUGGCUAAACAAUAUCCACAACAUCAGUGGCUUAUGGCUGCCGGAGGUUUGGCGCUUGAAGGACUCUGUUGUUUCAUAAUUCCUUUCUCAUCAUCGUACAAAGUUUUGAUGAUACCUAUCUGUGGCAUUUGCUUUGGAAUAGCAUUGAUCGAUACUGCUCUACUUCCUACUUUGGGUUAUUUGGUAGACGUUCGUUAUGUAUCUGUUUAUGGAAGUAUUUAUGCAAUAGCUGAUAUAUCCUAUAGUGUUGCCUAUGCAGUUGGGCCAAUUAUAGCUGGUGGAGUUGUUGAAGCAAUUGGAUUCACUGCAUUGAACAUCGGCAUUGCUUUCUCGAAUUUACUUUAUGCACCAGUUCUUUAUUACCUUCGACAUAUUUAUGACUUUAAACCAUUCCAAGACGAAGCCAACGUUCUCAUGCAAGAUCCACCUGAUAAAGAGUAUCAGACUUACGUGUUACAAGAACAGCGACCGGUUUCUGGUGAUGUAGGAAACCAUUUGACGCAAGGAAGGAUGGAAACGAACAUAGAUCAAAGCAUGGAAUCUAACUAUCAAUCUGGAUAUGUUCAGAACGAUGUUGGAAACUAUGAACAACAGCAGAACUAUGGAGAACAGCCAAAUUAUGAACAACCCGCCUAUGACCAACAGUACAAUCAAGGAUAUGUCCAACAGAAUUCUUAUGGUCAAAAUUAUGGUCAAAGCAAUAUGAGUCAAGAUCCUAGGUCUGUAGGACCAGCCCCUGGAGAUGCUAAUCCUUUCAGAAGGCCUACGGAAGCAGAACAAAGACCUGCAGGUGAUAGCAACCCUUUCCGACAAGGAAUGUAUUAGUGUGGUAGCAAUGCAGAUCUAUUUAGGAUGAUAGUAAGGCCCCCCCAGUCUUCGUGGCAGGCUUCCAGUAACAUAUCAAUUGAGGUCGUGUGCAUAAGUGCUGUGAUUUGUGGUGGUUAAUCAAGAAUGUUUUGACUUGUGGUCAAUUGAGAUUAAAAAUAAAUUUUCUAAUAAUUCAUCAGUUAGUUAUUAUAUCAGAGACGGUCUAAGAAUACCAAUCAGCAAGGAAAUCUAGACCCAAUCGUUAAUUUUUGGUUGAUUCAAUUAUCAUUGUUUUUGUUGUUUGCUGCUGAACCAGGAUAACAUAUCAGGGACCCGAUGCCAAUCAGACUAUGAUCAUUAGUUGUAUUUGGUCAUCGGGUGCCCAAACAAGUUAGCAAGUAAGUCGUUAAUAUACAUAUAGAAUAAUAGAUUAGUUAGAGAUUUUCCGAGUGGGUGAGACUAAGAUUCGCUAAAGUUAAUUAAGGAUCAUCAUAUAUACAUAAAUAAAUAUAUCUUAAUUAACAGAUCCUGAGCUUUACGUCUCAGUGCAUUAGGUCGGGAGUGUUAGUGCAAAUAUAUCAUUAAUAUUAUUAAAUACUCUUGAGUUUAUAUUCAAGAGUUUAAUAAAUAACAUAUCCGUAUUUUUAUGACAUUUUUCAAAUUAAAUAAACUAAUUUAUUAUUAAGUGACUUCAAAUAAAAGAAUAGUCAAGUAAUAAAGCAAAUUCAAAUUUAGUUUUAAUUCAUUAAUGUAUUUAUUUCGUUUUGAUUAUUUCAAUUCAUUAGAAAGGAUAUUGACGUUUUGUACGUCGCGAAAAAUCCUUACCUACUCGUCAAUACUCGUUAAAGUUGCGAGUCAUAUAUAAAUAAAUUUAAACAAUACAAAAAUAAAUUAAUAAUAAAGAGUAUAUGUAUAUUAUGUACUUCGAGUUUGUAGUGCCUCGAGAAUAAUGAGAACAAAUGGUAACAGAGAUGAUAGCAAUGUGUAUAAAUAAUAUUAUAAAUCUAUUUAUACUUAUUCUUAAUUUUUCAGUGACACUUUUGAAUUACGAUUUUUCGAUAUUUACUCUGUAUAACUCGAUAAUAACUUGAAACAUCUUCUAAGAACUUUAGAAAUCGUAUGUUUCAGUAUUCAUAGUUUUGAGAAAAUUACAUAUCUUCAACAAAAUUGCUUUGUAUCAAAUUGCAAAAUAGUACAGUUAUUUUAUAGAUUUUUUUAGUUAAUUAUUAAUAAAAAUAUAAAUUCUU